Messenger RNA from Paralichthys olivaceus (Japanese flounder), 2023 nucleotides. RefSeq names its product N-terminal EF-hand calcium binding protein 1 (gene necab1). Gene Ontology annotation, cellular component: cytoplasm. The record is from RefSeq and is a predicted model, not a curated record. Gene Ontology annotation, biological process: regulation of amyloid precursor protein biosynthetic process. NCBI's taxonomy places the organism in Eukaryota, Metazoa, Chordata, Actinopteri, Pleuronectiformes, Paralichthyidae. Gene Ontology annotation, molecular function: calcium ion binding.
AACACUCACAUUCCCCUGCAGUUCACUUCUGGAGCCUCGUCUGUAGUGAUGGAUUGUUCAGAGGAGGUUCAGUCUGUGUGUGAGGAGCCCUGCGCUCAGAUGGAGCUGAAGAAGGGGAUGUCUAUUUUCAUUGAUAUUUUACGGCGAGCUGAUAAAAAUGACGAUGGGAAGCUUUCCUUUGAUGAAUUCAAGGCCUACUUCUCUGAUGGAGUCCUGACAGCUGACGAACUGCAGGAGCUCUUCCACACGAUCGAUACCCAUAAUACAGACAACGUGGACACUGAUGAACUCUGUGAGUAUUUCUCCCAGCACCUCUGUGAAUAUGAGAAUGUCCUUGCCGCCUUAGAAGACUUGAAUAAAUCCAUACUAAAGGCCAUGGACAAAACCAAGAAGGACUAUCAGGAGUCCACCCACCUGGAGCAGUUUGUGACCCGCUUCCUGCUGAAGGAGACGACCAAUCAGCUUCAUUCGCUUCAAAGCUCGCUCGAGUGCGCUAUGGAAACCACAGCUGAGCAGACUCGCCAGGAGAAACAAGGUCCGCUGAAGCCAGAGGUGUUGUCCAUCCAGUGGUCAGGUCGUCGUUCCAACCGGAGGCUCCAGAGGAACAGCAGCCUGUCGCCCAACAACCCGCUUCUUAGUCUCGUCAACUCAAGCGUUUAUGAUGAAGACAGCCAGUGGAUGAUCCAGGUCAACAGACUGCAGAAGCUGAUCGACCGCCUUGAACAAAAGGAGAUCCGUCUGGAGCCUGCUGAGGAGGAGGUCCUGGAGAGCAAAUCGCACAUCCUGAUAGUCCAGAGGCAGCUCUCAGUGCUGGAGGAGGAUCUGGAGGAGUUUCGUCAGGCUCUCAGACAGUACAUGGAGUGUGCCUGCGCCCAGACUGGAUGUCUACACAUCGCAGUGCAGCGACUGGCUAAUGAAUCACGCUUCAUUCUCUAUGAAUUCUGGGAGCACAACAACUUGUGGAAGAACCACCUGCAGACCAACUACAGUAAAACCUUUCAGAGGGGAAACGUGGACUUUCUGGAAACUCCUGAGACCCUAACCACCAUGCUGGUUCCUGCGUCGUGGUGGGUCCUCAACAACAACUGAAAUCAGACAUGGCCCCUCACUGAUCGUCACUGAUGAGUGCAGAGAGCAAACGGUCACCUGUCAACACGUCAGGAAGUCCACAGUGGCAUGCACACAUACACACACACACUCACACACACAGUAAUUCAACACAACUCGUGCAGUCAUGGUGAUAGGAAUAGAUUUUAUGACCUCCACGUUUCGUCAUAGUUAGGUGGUAAGGGAAAUAGCCCGCGUCUGUGUGUUUGUCUACACCCCUACAUGACGCUCUGACAUGUGAAAAGCAAUGACCUGAUCUGACAUUAUCACUGUUUUUGACGUGACAUCAUCUGCAGCCCGAAGUAGAUCGUGUGUGUGUGUGUUUCAUAGAUGACCUUUUGGGGACAAAUAUCAAACUAAAGACCAGUUAAUUGGGGACGGUUUGAAAAGGUUGAUUUAUGUGUGAGGGCAAGUCUCCAGGAAACGAAUGCAGGUCUAUGUGAUGUUCCCAAAAGUGACCUGUGAUGACAUGUUUCUUUGUGUGUGUGUGGGUGUUUGUGUCCUCCUGUACAGCUAUCUUUGUGAGGACCACUUUGAGCCUAGGACCACGAAGUGAGGACAUUUUGGGAAAGUGAGGACAUUUUGGCUAGUCUUCACUUUCUGACCCCACUUUAAUGCACAAUUUGGGGGUUAAGACUUGAUUUUAGGGUUAGGCAUUUAUUUUGGAUGGUUAGGUUGAGGGUGUGGGGCUUGGGAAUGCAUUAUGCCAAUGAGUGUCCUCACUAAGACAGAAGUACAAAACUGUGUGUGUGUGUGUGUGUGUGUGUGUGUGUGUGUGUGUGUGUGUGUGUGUGUGUGUCUCCCCAUAAUGUAUUUUUAGGUUAGUGUGUAGAUAAUUAGUAGUUAAGGAUUCAGUUAAGAGUGUAAGUCUCCAGGAAAUGAAUGUAAGUCAACAAAUUAUAUCCUCUGAAGUCAU